Molecule: messenger RNA, 810 nt
Organism: Dissoconium aciculare CBS 342.82
Lineage: Eukaryota; Fungi; Ascomycota; Dothideomycetes; Mycosphaerellales; Dissoconiaceae
Exons: 1
Coding region: 1-519 (172 amino acids)
Source: RefSeq, a predicted model, not a curated record
AUGCCGUUCCGGGAAAAGGCCAAAUCUCUCUUCCGCACCCGAUCAAAAACCGAAUCCAAUUCCUUAUCGAAAACAUCCAGCAGCGAAAGUCAAAGCACAAUAUCGACGACGACCACCCGAUGGCCAAGCAACGUCUACAAACCAGGCGAGCCUAUGCCUCGCCCGAAAUACCGCGCCAUUCCUAAGAAAGAGCAUAAGGACAAACUCGAUGCCUUCAGCUUCCCCGAGGCCUGGCGCCGACGAAGUUUCCAGAGCCAGUACAGCCCCAUGGGCACUCGUGCGCCCAGCCGUCGAAAUUCCAUUGGAGCCUCCCGUCAGAAUAGCACAUUCUCUCUUAGCAAGAAAAGCGCGAGUCGGACAAAUAGCGUCACGAGCAUCGACACCGAUGAUCUGAGCAGCCGCACUCGUGAGAUGCACAGCGGUGCCGCGAAACCCACUCUUCUAAGCGAUCAGCCCGAGCAAGAAGGCGACGAUGAUGUGGCCAAUGGUGUGCAACCCCCUUCUGUUUUGUUGCAAUAGUUAUUUCAAGCACAAAGCCAGACCAGAGCAGAACCUUUCGAAAACCUCGCCUCGUCCAGAAUACAGCUUUUUGCUGACCAUGUCUUGACAUAAUUUCGCGCUUCGCAGUGGGCAAGAUCGUCUCACCUCCGCGAUCCUCACACGGGCCUCUAUCACAACAAAGGACGCCGACGGUCAUGGUCACUGCGAGCGACGUCCCUCGUCAUGUGCCGUCAACGACGUCGGCGCAUGAUCAUGAACCUUUCACUGAACAUGAUCUCAGUCUGGCUCUCACACGUUCACAUCUGGCUG